Molecule: messenger RNA, 2991 nt
Organism: Rodentolepis nana
Lineage: Eukaryota; Metazoa; Platyhelminthes; Cestoda; Cyclophyllidea; Hymenolepididae
Source: the annotation of a GenBank genome assembly
AUGGGUAUGACCAUAAUUAAUUGUUUAUCUAGUCAAUUUUUUAUCAACUUCUUUACAGACCUCGGUUUCCUACGUGCAUUGAAUAUCUUCAAUUUCGGUGAAGUUUUCAACUAUCUCGGUAUUCUCUCCUCGAACAAUGUAAUCGAAACUGUGGACGUCUUCUUCACCAUGUUCGCCAUGUGGAUGCUUGCUAGUGGUCUCAUUCACCUUAUAAUUCAUCUGGGAGACUUUUGGAUGGAAGAUCACAAGGCUGAUACGUGGAGUUACCUCAUAUGCUGCUAUUUCCUUUUGGUUACUAUGUCAACAGUUGGAUAUGGUGAUUUCCACCCCAAAACUACGAUUGGCCGGCUGUAUAUCUGCAUUUUUAUUCCAGUUGCAAUAAAUGGGGAGGAAAUAACUGGAAAUGGUGACCAGUGUCGAACAGGCAGUUCACUCAAAGAGCACGUGACUGUCGGAGAUCUUUGGCUUUGGGAUGACGUCAGCAUGCAGGGUAUCUUCGCUGUAUUUGUGCCCGAGAUAUUAAAUAAAGUCUCCACGAGAAACGAGCAAUCUGAUUCAUAUCAAGCCUUGGCUGGACAUCAACAUGUUGUGGUUUGCGGACACUUUGACAACAUCAGUCUCAGUGCUGUUCUUCGCGGCUUCUUCCAUAAUGAACAUUCCUCUAGACGCAAUCUUGUGAACAUGGUGAUUCUUCGUGUAUCACCGAUCGACUUAGCUUUACGCGCAAUCCUGACAAAAUAUAACGCUUGGGUGAAGUAUUUCCAGGGUACUCCAGCUGACCCUCAAGAUUUGGCCCGGAUCUGCUUCCGUAGUUCUGCAGGAGCUAUGGUUCUGGCUACUCCCAAUUCUUCGAGGUCAAGUGAUGAAGAUGGCGCCAAUAUUAUGCAAGCCAUUGCUCUGAAAGCUCAUUCAGAGAGAAUCCGAGUUCUUGUGCAACUACAUCACUUCAGGAACAAAUGUCUCCUGGAAAAUUUCCCACGAUGGACAUGUCGAAGCAAGGAUAUGGUCAUCUGCAUGGAUGAACUAAAGCUGGGUCUAAUGGCUCUUAAUUGUCUUGCUCCUGGUUUUUCAACCAUAAUUCUGAAUCUUCUUAACGGUCAUCGACUCAAAAAUGUCGGGAGUCAGGAGAAGUGGCGACGGGAAUACGAGUUUGGUGUCUCGAUGGAGAUCUAUGAUGUUAGCUUGAGUUACGAGUUCCACAAUCUGUGUGCUCAAGAGCUGACACUAUUCGCUUAUGAGAAAUGGAACGUUGUAAUCUGUGCUCUCUACUGUGCUGAACCAGAGAAGCCGAGCAUCAUUAUCAACCCUGCUGGGUAUAGGGAUCUGAAAAUCGAUUCAUUGACUACGAAAGCAAUUGUCAUUGCAACAAAUUCAACAAUAGUCAAUAAAAUGAGAAAUUAUUGCACCAAAUGCAGAGCUCAUGAAACAGGCGAAAUUUGUCAAUGCCCGGCACGACUGCAAUUCUUUAUUCAAGCUGCUGGAAUUAAAAGAGAAAAAGAGCUUACCAUUAGUGAGGGGUCCGCAAAUCAAAUGCACGAGGAUGCAGAAGAGGAGAGCAUAUCUGAACCCUUCACCCCUGACCCCCCAAGAACACCUGAAGAAAUUGAGAGUGAUCCCGAAUUAGUGGCCGUCGCGGGCUUGAAUCGAGCUGAAUCUGAAACUUUUCGUUCACUGAAUGCAAAAGUCAAAGGCGCUUCUCGUUUCAAUAGUCAUCACAACUCAACAACAAUUCUACCUACUCGAAGUGCCAAUCUCGUUCGUGGAGGACUUCGUCAGUCCAUGGUCACAAACUUCAAUGAAUGCUAUACUGUGCCCCACAAAUCUUAUGCCCCAAAACAUUUUGACUCCACUGGUUGUUUCCAUUGGGUACCGGAUACGCCAAUCGAACGCGUUAGAUUGACGCCAGCGGAUGCCAUUAGAUAUCAAUUUAGAGACCAUUACCUUCUCUGCAUUGUUGGACCAUUGGAAGACGGAUCUUUGAAUCUGAAGAGCUUUGUCUAUCCGCUGCGAUUCCAUUGGAUGGAAGUUAGGGAUAUCGUUAUUCUUGGCGACACCUCGGUUGUCAAGGAAGAGGAGUGGGUGAAGGUCAAGAAUAUUCCUCACGUCUUUCUUGUCCAGGGGAAUCCAUGUAGUCUUAACGACUUGAAUGCUGUGAGGUUGAAGAAGUGUUCUGCUUGUACCAUUCUUGGGGAAUCUGCAAGCAUCUACGAUGGUGACCAUUGUAUGCGGGACAAGAAUACACUUCUCUGUGCAAUGACAAUCCGUUCCCUGAUUGAACAGUCACCGCUAAAUAUCCACAUGACUGUUGAAUUGCACGACGAGCAGAAUGCUCACCACUUCAGCUCGGCGGAAUCCCAUCAACUUGACUUCAAACUAUCCACGCGUUUCCAGGAGGCUUUCGCUAGAGGCAUUAUCUUCAGCAAUACUCUCCUUUACAGUUCAAUCAGUUCUCUAUAUUUCAGUGGUGCCGUCUUCCGUUUUCUCAGGGUCCUUUUGUUUGGUACUGCUGUAGAGGAGCUUGAAACCACAAAUCUACUCCGAAACGGAUUGCAAAAAGGAAAUCCGAAUACAACCCCAAAAGCAACAGGAAAUCGUAUUGCUCUUCUCAAGAUGAAUGAAGUGCCGUUUGGAACUCUUUUUACCAGAUCAAUUAAGCGAACACUUCGUUAUAAAGCCGUCUUUGUUCAUGCCUUAAUGUGCUGGAGAAUUCUCUGUCUGGGAAUAUAUCGUCUUGAUAGGCGUGGAUUCCGGGUUGUUGUGACUAAUCCCCAUACUAACCUCAAAAUUUGUCUCGAUGAUCAGAUAUUCUGCUUCGUACCAAGCGAAUGUACCGCCCUGGCUGAAGACACAUUGAGUGUCUUCUCUAGUCCUACUAUCGAUUCAUUUUCUUUCUUCUCAAAUACACCCGGAGCAACUUAUGGAGGAAUGUCAGCGGCUGAACUGGCUCGCCAAAGUGUCGUCAUGUUCCGUAACCUCCAGCAGCUUGGGUAG